AUGAAAGGGAAGGCUUGCCUGGUUCAGUUCAUUUACUUGUUUAGCACUGCGCGCAUCUUGGGCAGUGUUUCUGCUCCGAGUGUGAAGCACAAGGUGCAUAGUCCAUUUGUCAGCGAUGCGCGAAGACAUUCUCAUGAAGUGGCAGGAGUGGAGGUCUCACAAGACGGAAGCGUGCAGAGAACCAUCGUGCGAGGAAACAAAGCUGGGGAUGAAGAAAGCAGCAAGAAGGAUGCAAAUGUUAUAGCUGCUACGGCGGCGGUCAAUGUGGUGGCUGCAGCAGAAACUGCAAGAUCGUCUAGUGAUUCAGACCUGGAUGGGGGCGCAGACCUCCAGGUCCAGACCAGCUCUGCUCCAGAGGUUGAAGAAGUUGACGAGGAAGAGACCACCUCGCAGCCUUCCACCACAAGGGCUACAAGCACAGCUCCCACUACUACCUCCACAACGCGCGCUGGUGAAGUCAGCGCCGGGCAGGAUGUUGACUGCCAAUGGGAGACUUGGGUAGAGUGGAGUGCCUGCCAGUUUACAUGUGGUGGAGGCGAAUCCAUUCGAACUCGCAAAGUACGGCAGAUGGCGCAGGGCAAUGGCGCUGCAUGCGACAACAACGACAAAGAAACUCGUGACUGCAGCACUAACCCCUGCCCAAUUGAUUGCGUUUGGGACGAGUGGGCUCCCUGGGGCAGCUGCUCUGCAUCAUGUGGGCUUGGCAUGAAGGUCAAGACACGUGAGGAGAGCCAGCUUGCAGAGUACGGAGGCAAGCCUUGCCUCGGAAAUUCCACAGCGACGGCUGAAUGCCAGGCCAAGAUCUGCCCUAUAGACUGCAAAUGGAGCGAUUGGGGAGACUGGGAAGGCUGCUCCAAGUCUUGUGGCGUUGGUGAGAGGUCGAGGUAUCGAAGUUAUGCGCAGAUCAAGAAUGCGGAGGGCAAAGAAUGCGCUGGGCAGAACCUCCAGACAGAGAACUGCGGCAUGAAUACUUGUCCUGUUGACUGCGCCAUGGAAGAUUGGCAGCCGUGGGAGCCGUGCGAUGUGACAUGUGGAGAGGGCACCAUGCGGCGGGAACGCAAAGUGCUGACCUUACCAGUGUUUGGUGGCGAGCGCUGCGGCGCCAUCUCAGAAAACAAAACUUGUGACAACGGCCUGUGCCCAGUUCACUGCCAGCUUAGCGAUUGGACCCAGUGGGCAGACUGCAGUAUCAGUUGCACAACAGAUGGGCAACCAGGAUCUACAAAACGCUUCCGCAAUGUAGUCCAGCACAAGAAUAUGCUCGGAGAUGAUUGUGUCGGCGAGCUUGAACAGACUACAACUUGUAGCCCAGUCCAGUGCCCAGUGGACUGCAAGAUGUCUGAUUGGACUACUUGGUCUGACUGCAGCAGCACCUGCGGGCCUGGAGCAGUCGAACGCCAGCGGGACAUAGCAGCCGCUGCUCAAUAUGGAGGUAGAGAAUGCCUAGGAGAUGCAAACGAAACUUAUCAGAAACGAUACUGCUCGCGAGAUACAUGCCCAGUAGACUGCCAGUGGAGCGAUUGGCAGGAUUGGCGUGCUUGUUCGGUGACAUGUGGGUCUGGAAGCAGCUACCGAAUGCGGUUAGUUCAAACACCCGUGCUGCACGGGGGCAAGGAUUGUGAUGGUGGCUACCAGCAGACUCGCGCAUGCAAUCCUGCAUCGUGCCCCAUCCAUUGUGAGUGGGCAGACUGGACAGCGUGGGGAAGCUGCAGUAGCACUUGCGGAGAUGGCACAGAGAAACGAAGCCGAGAUAUUCGGGUUCGAGCCGAUUUCGGUGGACGCCCCUGCUCCGGAGCAGCCUAUGGCAACAGGAGCUGUGACAACAAGGCCUGCCCGGUUGAUUGUGAGUGGGCAGACUGGGCUGCGUGGGGCAGUUGCUCUGCAUCCUGUGGGACCGGCGUGCAGACCCGCCAGCGAGAGCAGAGUGUUCCUGCACAGCAUGGCGGCAGUGAUUGCGCUGGAUCUGCUAAGGAGUCAGUUGCCUGCCCAGACCUACCUGCCUGCCCAGUGGAUUGUGAAUGGGACGAUUGGACGCAGUGGGAAGGAUGCUCCGUCACAUGUGGCUCCGGGUUUGCUCGACGGAGCCGUACAAGGAGGCUUUAUGAGAAGAAUGGUGGUCAUAUCUGCUAUGGAACUGAGGAUGACGAGCAAGUAUGCGCGCAGGGUCCAUGUCCUGUUGAUUGCGUUCUGGGAGAUUGGGGCCGUUGGUCAGAAUGCUCCGUUACAUGUGGAUCAGAUGGCCAGCAAACACGAUCUCGCGGAAUCUUGGUUCAGGGAGCACUGGGCGGCAAAGCCUGCAACACAGAUGAUCUGCUUGAAGCUUCAGGCUGUGAGGACGUUCCGUGCCCCAUCCACUGCGAGUGGGCGACAUGGGGCGAGUGGAGCAAGUGCACCAAAGACUGCAAUGGUGGUACCACUUUCAGACACAGGUCUGAAAACGUGUCCGCACAACAUGGGGGCCGCCAGUGUGAAGGUUCUGCUGACGAGGAGAUGGUGUGCAACGCGCAUGGUUGUGCGGUCGAUUGUAAGUUCGAUGACUGGACAGAAUGGAGUGAGUGUUCGAAGAGCUGCAGCACGGGAAACAGGACAGCAACUCGGACACUUAUUACGCCAGCGCAGUGGGGUGGUCAACCUUGCGACGGUGGAAUCUUCAAGACCGAGUAUUGCAAUGAGCAACCCUGCCCUGUGGACUGUGUUUGGAGUGACUGGUCACGCUACUCUCUUUGCUCGAAGACAUGUGGGGGCGGGAACAUGGAAAGAACACGUGGCUCGACCCGAGAGCUUUAUGGCGGCAGAGCUUGCAGUGGACCGGACAAGGAGUCCACGCCAUGCAACACUCAGGGGUGCCCUCAGGACUGUGAGUGGGGCCAAUGGACUACAUGGACACCUUGCUCCAAGGAAUGCGGCGGGGGCUCUAUCAAGAGAUUCAGGGAUGUCGUUGUGAAGCGUGCCUUUGGUGGAGAGCCAUGUGUCGGUGCUUCAGAAGAGGAAGCAGGCUGCAAUUUCGAUGCUUGCGCCAUUGAGUGUGAAUGGAAUGAUUGGGAGCCUUGGAGUCCUUGCCCAGCCACCUGCAAUGGAGGCGUUCGCACCAAGAGUAGAACCCGGAAGCAGGAAGCUUCUGCCGGAGGAAGGCCUUGCGCCGGAAAUCGCACUGAGAGUGAAAGAUGCAACCCAGCUCCCUGCCCUGUGGACUGCACUUUCGAGCUCUGGCAAGAGUGGGGCGAUUGCUCAGCUAGCUGCGGUGUGGGCUCCCGUUUCCGCACCCGAGUCAAGAAGGCAGAGCUGUACGGCGGAGCGCCAUGUCAGGAUGUGAUGUGGGAGGUGGGUGAGUGCAGCAACCCCGAAGAUGACAUCAACUGCCCGCACUCAACCUCUAGCACCACUACAUCUUUGACAUUACUUCAACUUCCUAACGGAGAGCUGGGCUGGAGCCACUUGCACAACGUGUGGGAGCCACAUGUGGACCGUGGCCCUUUGGAUAUUCCACUCAAUGAGGACCUAGACAAGAAUUUUUCGAUCAGCAAAGAUCCCAGCUACAAGGGCGCACCGUACAAGCCGACGAUCCCUUGCCCAAAAGACAAGCUGAACCAGUCGCUGGAAAUUUAUGAGAAGCUAAAGUUCCAGCAGCCAAAUUUGGCGAAAUUGUCGAAUGCGACGCAGGCAGACGCCAUGCAAGUAAUUGACGAGAUAAUCCAGAACAUCACGGGGGAGGUGCCACAGGUGAACUACACGUACAACGAAGUUGUCCUGAAGCGAACAACCUCUCCCCCUACGACAGUACCACCAUCUCCGACUGCAGUGGAGCGCACCGGAAGACUUGACCUCUCGGACAACAGCGUGAAAGAAGUGCUGGACAUCUUGGAAGCCCUGCCCAGCAAGAGUACAGACGUGGAGAAGUUUCUGGAGCAGGUCAAGCAGAAUCUCUCCGGAUCGAGACCAUUCCAGGCCACGCACAACUUCUCAGAUUAUUUAUCGAAAGAGGCAGCUGAAGCACCGGACACCCCAGCUUCGAAAAAUUUCACGCAAGUGUUCGAGACUGGUGACAGCUCCAAGGACGGCAGGACAGUGGUUGCUGAAGUUGCAGGGGACCUGGGUCUGGACGUGAUGGAGGCAGAUGACUUUGCUGGCAAUCCAGCUGUCUCAGCUGCCAUGGCAAAGGCACUUGCCAGCUUGGCCGGUACAGAGAGCAAGGACGUCAAGGUCGAUAUCACAAUUCCGCAGGCGAUGCUGCUGUCACACUGGCAGAAGAAAGUCAAAGGAAAUGUGAAUGUGGCGUACAUGAUUGAGGUGUACAAGCAAGAUGCAAACGAGGGCAACGCAUCGCAAGUUGCAUCAAGAAUCUCAAGCUCGGACAUCAACACAGUAACAUCAGAAGCCAGACGACAGGUGACAGCUGCUGGCCAGAAUUUUACGCUCAGGGCGGUCAGCCUGAGUGUCACGAUCUUGCCCGUCAGUACUGACGGCAGCAUUGACGUGCUGCCUAGUUCUACUGAAGCGGCGGUGGGGGACAAUUCCUCUCUGGUGGAGGAUGCUGUGCCCACUGCAAUGCUAGACGGGAAAGCCAAGGCGCCAAAAAGCGCCAAAGCAAUGAUAGAGACUGCGCAGCAGGUGAAAGCAACAAAGGUAUUGGCCCAAGCCUGGAUUACUUCUCAAGAUGAGGCCCUCUUGUGA
Symbiodinium pilosum is the source of this 4671-nucleotide messenger RNA. NCBI's taxonomy places the organism in Eukaryota, Dinophyceae, Suessiales, Symbiodiniaceae. The record is from the annotation of a GenBank genome assembly.